Messenger RNA from Cotesia congregata, 837 nucleotides. Lineage: Eukaryota; Metazoa; Arthropoda; Insecta; Hymenoptera; Braconidae. The record is from the annotation of a GenBank genome assembly.
CGCGAGACAGUCAACAGAGACAUGAGCUCGGGAGUAAAAGUGUUGUUGGUGUUGUUGGAGCUUUUAGUGACCUGGGAUAUCAGUUUAUCACAGCCACUUUUAGCAAGAAGUACUUACAAAGGACUAAGAGGAGUUUUUCUACCUAGUGUUAAAUUACGAUCGGCCGAUUUUAAGCGGGCUGUUUAUUACCAUGAUCAGGCAGUAGCAGUCGUUGAUAUUAAUGAAAAUAAUGAAAUGCUCAAUUGUGAUAUUAUUGAAGUUUACGAACCAAAUGAAGCUGGAGAGGUACUCGGAAAUCUUUCGAUCUCAUCACAUCCAACAGAGAUAGCAUUUUCACAAAUGACCAGUUUAAUGUAUCGAUGUGAAAUGUUAGACAGAAUCCAAAGAUCUCAAGAUAAAAUUAAGAGUACACCCAAAGGAGCAUUCGAAAGAGCCAAUAUGUUUGGCACUCAUGCACUUAAUUUAUUUUCUGGUAUACUGCCAGGUACUAAAUGGUGUGGAACUGGAGACAUUGCCGAAAAUUAUCAUGAUCUCGGAUCAGAUACCGAAAUCGAUCAAUGUUGUCGGACUCAUGAUUUGUGUCCUGUGAAAAUUCGCGCACAACAAAAUCGCUAUAAUCUUACUAAUUACUCAUUGUAUAGCAAAUCUCACUGUGAUUGUGACAAUGCAUUCUAUCAGUGUCUAAAAAAUUUAGACAGUCCAACGGCUAGUAUUAUGGGUAAACUUUAUUUCAAUGUCGUUAAAGUUGGUUGCAUCGAAGAUUUGGCUGAAAAUAUAAACGCCUUAUCGACCAUGUCACCCAGAAGAAGGUUUUCAGCAACGCGAUUAUCAUUUUAA